CUCCGCCAGCCGAAAAGUGUGUUAGCAUAUGAAGCGACGCGUUUUCCCCAGAACACAAGGGCUUCUUUCUUUCUUUCUUUCUCUUUACACACAUUACACUUUUCUUUACUUCAGCAAAAUGACUCGCAACUUUUUCAUUGGUGGCAACUGGAAGAUGAACGGCUCGGUGAGCCAAGUCAAGACCCUUGUUGACAUGUUGAACGGCACAAGCAUUCCUGCUGGCACGGAGGUCGUUGUUGCUCCUCCCGCCAUCUAUAUUGACCGUGUUCGCCAGACCUUGAAAAAGGAAAUUGGCGUUGCUGCCCAGAAUUCCUAUGUCAAGGCCAGCGGUGCUUACACGGGUGAAAUCAGCCCCGAGCAAUUGAAGGAUAUGGGCAUUGAUUGGGUCGUCCUCGGUCACUCUGAACGCCGCGAAUACUUUAAGGAAUCUGAUGAGUUCGUCGGUGAAAAGACCGCUCAUGCCUUGAACGCCGGUGUCAGCGUCAUUGCUUGCAUUGGUGAAAAGUUGGAGGAGCGUGAGGCCAACGAGACCACGGCCGUCGUCACCCGUCAAUUGAAGGCCAUUGCCGACCAGAUCAAGGACUGGACCAAUGUUGUCGUUGCCUACGAGCCUGUUUGGGCCAUUGGUACUGGCAAGGUCGCUACUCCUGAACAGGCCGAGGAAGUCCAUGCUACUCUUCGCAAGUGGCUCGAGGACAACGUCUCCCAGGAUGUCGCUAACAAGACCCGCAUCAUCUAUGGUGGUUCCGUCAAGGGCAGCAAUGCUGCUGAGUUGGGCAAGAAGGAAAACAUUGACGGUUUCCUUGUCGGUGGCGCUAGCUUGAACGAGGACUUUGUCACCAUCUGCACUGCUAAGCAGUAAACCCUUUUUCCCCCAUGUAACCUUCUUGCUUUCCCCCCCUCAUACAUACAUACAUACACACACACACAUCCCAAGGAGUCUCUCUUUGUUUUACAAACCAAAGGUUUCUUGAAAAAAGAAAAUAGCCCCUAUCAAAACAACUGUACAAUAAAAAAGAUAUGUCUUGCUACAUCAUAUUUCUGGAGGAGGGCGGGAAACCGCGGGGAGAAGGGGUUGGGGUCCG
This is a messenger RNA of Zychaea mexicana, 1085 nucleotides long. RefSeq names its product triosephosphate isomerase. The transcript is spliced from 7 exons. The record is from RefSeq and is a predicted model, not a curated record. Gene Ontology annotation, biological process: gluconeogenesis; glyceraldehyde-3-phosphate biosynthetic process; glycerol catabolic process. Gene Ontology annotation, cellular component: cytosol. Gene Ontology annotation, molecular function: triose-phosphate isomerase activity. Lineage: Eukaryota; Fungi; Mucoromycota; Mucoromycetes; Mucorales; Lichtheimiaceae. Bases 29 to 862 code for a protein of 277 amino acids.